UAUAUAAUAUUUUGUGGAAAAUUUCAAUGGAUUGUGUAUUUAAAAAAGUUUACAUUUUAUCAUGGUACACAAAUGUGACAUAUUCUUUUAAAAAGGAGUGGUUACCCACGGUUAUGGAGAGAAGUGAAAAAGCCAUCACAUGUAACACUGGAAGAUAAUUUGAUGAAAAACAUUCCUGGAUGACAUCAGAUUCUUACUAAGGAGAAAAAUAAAAUUGUACUGACAUUUUUUUGGAACAGUUAGCUCAUUCUCAACAAAUGUUAUUGAUGAUAAAAUGGUGGUCAAGGUCGAAACUGACUUCUCACAAUUUUGCAGUUCAGGAAUUAUGGUCCUUGAUAGCAAAGCAAAAUACUAACAUGCACGGAGUCUGCAUAAAAGAAAUUUGAAAUAUGUCGAUAGAUGCACAAACCCGAUACGCUCGUUCCUCAAUGUUGAUUACUGAUGUAUUUCCUGAAAUAUUACGACAGUUUAUCACCGUGCAGCACAAUAACAUGCCAGCACAGGCUCUUGAGAGAAUGGUUUCUAGAGAUAAAGAAUUUCGUAAUACACUGGACGCAGAUGAAAGAAAGAUGAUUCAGUCGUUGCAAUCUGGCAACUACGACGAAAUUGACUUUAGUCUGUUGUACAAACUUAUAAGAUAUUUCAAAUUAGUCGACGAACCUACAAAAAGCUGGGGUAAUACCCCAGAUACAGAUGACGUUAAUGUCGGAGAUGAUACUGAAAGACUGCGGAGGUAUAGAAAUAAAAUCACACACAAAACUAGGGCAGAUAUGACUGAAAUAGAGCUAAACAAGUUGUUCUCAGAUGUAACAGACAUUGGAAAAAGAGCAGAUAAAUAUCUUCAAAAACAGAUCUUUGAAAAAGAAAUCGAGAAACUUCGAAAGUGCUCUAUGGACGAAGACAUCAAGGAGAAAUACAUAAAACUUCUUGAAAAGUAUCUCGAUUUACAAGAGAUGUACAAAACAAACAAAACCAAUUGCAAAAUAUAUCUCGGGAAAACGAUAAUCAAACGACUAGAAGAUGGGACACUUGAACAAGAUGAAACAGAAUGUAUGUUAUACUUAAGAAAAGUGAAAAAUGAGACUGAUGCUGUUCAUAGAAUAAACGCUAUCAAAGACGAAUUGAACAAAGGAAAUUAUAAGGUAGUGUUACUAAAAGUUGAAGAAAGCAGCGUUCUGUUGAAAUUAAGCGUACACAAAACAGCAUUUUCAAGCAAAGAUCAGUUUGAGAAUGAGAUAUUAUCGUUCUUAGAGAGGCUUUUUGGUUAUAAAGAAGUGGUUGAGUUGCUGGAGAAAGAGGCAGAGUUUCUGAUAUCAAUGUCAGAUUACAACAUCCCAUGCAAUAAAAGAGAACUGGUGGAUGCUAAAAGCAAAUUAGAAUUUGAUCCAAAGUCACAAAACUGGUUAAAAUUGAACUUGCAGAUGACCGAUACAGACAACGAUACCGAACGUGUGAAAAACAACCUAAAACAGUUUCUGGAUAACUUAACCAUGCUUGAUUCGGAGAUAUUGGAUUCAAAUGUGGACGUCGUUCUCGAAACUACUGAGAAUGCUGGUAAAUAACAGGUCGUCCUUAUUAUUUGACAUUACGUAAAGAAAUUAAACUAAGCAUAGCAACCGAUUUCAUGGACGGCAUUUUGUUAAACAAUCAGCUACUAUUUACCGACUUCAAAGAUAAAAGAUUAAUUAUAUUUGACAUAGAUGGUAAAUUCAUCAGAGAAAUAAUACUACAUAACAGACCAGAAAGCAUUGCCGUUGUAAGGUGUAUGGACAAUACGAUUGCCUUGACCUUUCCUGAAGACAAACAAAUUGCAAUUAUGGACGUCACAUCCACCGAAACUUUAAAAAUGAUAAAAGUAAGCGGAAAAUGUUGGGGAAUAUCUUAUAAUAAAAAUUUCCUUUACGUUGCAAUAGAAAAUAUGAUAGAAGUACUAUUUGUUGGCGAUUCAUUUGAACCAAGAGUAGAAAAACAAAAGUUUUCAUUACCAACAAAAAAGGCAAAAGCUGCAUUACGACAAGAGGAGAUAAUUUAUUCUGUGCAGACGAAAGCAAUCAUACCAUAUUCUGCUGUGAUCUCACUGGAAAGGUUAUAUGGCGAUUUAAUGAUGCAAUAUUGAGGUGUCCGAAAAGUAUGACAACAGAUACCAAUAGAAAUCUUUACGUGCUAGGUUACUAUUCAAAAAAUGUUAUUUUAGUGUCCCAUGAUAAGAGGUCUCAUGUUCAAGUUCUAAAAGAAGCAGACGGACUUAAAAAUCCUCGUGAAAUUUAUUAUGAUGACUCAGGCAAUGGACUUCUUGUCUGUACGGCCGAACAUGCUCUGUAUUUUGACAUUGUGAAACAUUUGGAGACAAAGUAGUUGAACAUCACCAUGACAAUGAUAUUUUCGUUGUGACAGAGAACAAUAAGUGUGCACCGUGUAUUGAAGUACGUAUCCAAACAUUCGCUAUCAUCCUUGACUCCUUGUAGUUUCGUUGAGUGUGACCCACAGGAUACCAAAAGUCAAAAAGCAAUUUCUUAACUCUCUGUAGUACCCGAGUGUUCCAUUUUGAAUUUGAAAAAUCGGAACAAUCACUCCUUUGUCCUCGGUCUUAUACCGAAUGUAGCCAUCUUCUCCACUACGAUGAAAUCUAUAUAAUAAAGAAGUUCUACUGUCAGAAUUUAUAACGUAUUUUAAGAUCAUAAAUGACUGCAAUAUAAGUAUUUUAAACACAAAACCAAAGUUUAUUUGCUUAUUUGAUAAUUAAAAUGUAAAAAAUGCUGUAAGUUUUCAAAACAAUAAAUAUAAAGCUUCCAUGCAGUUGAAGAUAUAGACAACCAAUCGUGCAGUGUUUGUGAAACUUUUUUUGGUCAUCAAACACAGGGAUACAUCUUAACCAGAGUCCUGUAGUUGUCAUUUUACAAAGAUUAGUUGAUUCAAGCAUUAUCUAGACAUAAGUUUCUUAGUGAAAAGUUUAUUUCCUUGAAUCAAAAUAUCAUUAGUAAAAAUUCUAUUCGGCUACUGUCAGUAAAAAGGUCGGUGCGUUUACACUAGUACAGAUCUGAGAGUACUCGCAGUUACUGACACCUAGUUCAAAGCCAAUAACAACUAAUAAAAAAAAUCAUACAUCUAAGACUAAAAUAUCAAUCAGUACACAUCCAAUGGAUUUAGUAUAAAAAAUAUUAAAAGUCAGAGAAAACAUGACCUUGUGCCAUGCCAAAAGUAUAGGCACCGACAGAUUUUAGUACCGUUUGUUACGAUCCACAAUAAAACCUCGCGUCUGAUUUAAGACAUACAUCUCUUUAAAGAUCUUUUAGUUUAGUUAUAAAUCAACUGUUCUUGUCUUUUUAGAUGGCAACAUAUCAUUUGAAAGAUACAAAUUAUUCUUUACCUACUAAGUAGUUUUGACAGCUUUGUACAUUUGCUAACGCACAACCUAUCUAUCACUUAUUAUCAAUAGUUCAAAACGUGUCGAUAUACACAAGAACCUAAUAAUUGGGAAAAAAAUGUUUUUAAAAAAAUCAUCUCCAUAAUAAACUUUUUUGUUGUCUUGAA
This is a messenger RNA of Mytilus californianus (California mussel), 3531 nucleotides long. RefSeq lists its product as uncharacterized. The record is from RefSeq and is a predicted model, not a curated record. Bases 390 to 1562 code for a protein of 390 amino acids. Lineage: Eukaryota; Metazoa; Mollusca; Bivalvia; Mytilida; Mytilidae. The transcript has 7 exons.